AUGGUUCUUCAACUAUGCCUGACAUCGGCAAUUGACGAUGAUUCAUACGAACUGUGCACGUCCACGCUGUGCAACUUAUCAGGAAACCCUCCUGUCUUGUUCAGCAACUUUACAGCUAUGUUCAAGCCUAAUUCUAGCUUCGACAUCGAACAGACGAACUCCAAAAACCAACUGAUCGAGCAGAACAGACUAAAACUAUGCAGAGGUGUACCACUAGAUGCACUGGAAAAUGAUAGCGAGAAAAGGGAUUACAGAAUGCUUAAGAAGUUUGCAGACGAUGACUUGAAGGGAUUCGAUCUACAGAUCCUCCAAAAAAUGCUUCAUGGGAGUAUAGACGUGGAUGACAUGGAGGUAGACGAGGAAAAACCAUCAGAACAAUCGUGGAUCCUGAGUAUCUCUGACAUUCCCGCUGCCGGGUCGAAUCGAAAGGUUUCGUCCCAAGCAAUCAUAGAAAGCACCAUACUGUCAACGGGUGGAAGCUCUCCGUCGGUAAUAGCAUUUCUCUCUGAGCUGGGAUAUACCCUUGAUUACCAACUUCUAACAGUGGGAGUUAAAUUUAACAUGAAGCACAAUGUCUAUUUGGAACUGUCGAAGAUAUGGCGAGUUGAAGGCGGAGAAGCACAACAGCUAACCAAAGGCGGCUUUCUUGUAAAAGCCUUUGUGAAUGUUGCGAAAAGUACUGACAUCAAGAGUAUAAAUCACGGCACCAAUGCUUUACUUCACCUCCAGAAAGAAUUGAGCGGAUACAUAGACCUUACGAUCCCAGAUCGAAAAUCUAUGGACUCUCGGCUGGAGAAUCUAAAUGAUAUAUGA
This is a messenger RNA of Lachancea meyersii CBS 8951, 813 nucleotides long. The record is from the annotation of a GenBank genome assembly. Lineage: Eukaryota; Fungi; Ascomycota; Saccharomycetes; Saccharomycetales; Saccharomycetaceae.